GCAGCCAUUCUUAGGCACAGCAGCGUUCACUUUUCCUCGAUAGUAAAAUAUGGCUAUGCCUUCCCUGCCAAUGGCCGUCCCUACCCAAACACCUUCACCAAAAACUGAUGAGCCAAAAAUUAUCCGUCCAGCGGUAAACUUUUCCCCAUCUCUGUGGGGCUGUAGUUUUGACUCAUUUUCUUUGCUAGAUUCGAAAUUUGAAGAGUACACAAAAGAAGUGGAAUUACUUAAAGAAAAGGUGAAGGAUAUGUUAAUGCAAUCUACAAAAGACUUAGCAGAGUAUAUUGAACUCAUCAAUUUGCUAUGCUACCUUGGUUUGUCUUAUCACUUCGAGACCGAGAUUGAAAAGCAAUUACUUCAUAUUUUCAAUUCUCUUCCUAAUCUUUUUGAUGACAAUGACUAUGUUUUCAAUUCUCUUCCUAAUCUUUUUGAUGACAAUGACUAUGACCUUCACACUUUGGCCAUUUUAUUUCGUGUUCUGAGGCAACAUGGACAUAAAAUGUCCUGUGAUGUGUUUAACAAGUUCAAAGACAACAAUGGAGAGUUCAAGAAAACCAUCACCAACGAUUUAAAAGGUCUCCUUAGCUUAUAUGAAGCUAGUUUCUUGAGCGUGCGGGGAGAAGAUGUUUUAGACGAAGCCUUUGCUUUUGCUAAGCAACACAUGGAAAUCUUAGCUGCUCAAUCAAGCCCAAAUCUUGCAAAACAUAUAAGGAAUAUUCUAACAUGGCCCUUCCAGAGAAGCAAUGAAAGAUUCAGGACUUAUCUAUUUAUAUCCUUUUAUGAAGAAUCCUUUUACGAUUCUCCAACUGAAGCUCUUCUCAGAUUUGCAAAGUUGGACUAUAAUAGACUACAAUUGUUGUAUAGACAAGAGCUGGCCUUGCUGUCGAGGUGGUGGAAAGACUUAAAUCUGAUGGAAACGCUUCAUUAUACAAGAGACAGAAUAGUGGAAGCCUAUGUAUGGGCAAUGGGAUCCAUUUUUGAGCCUCAAUAUGCUCUUGCUCGACAUCUAAUUACUAAACAUGUACAAUUGGAAGCAGUUGUAGAUGAUACAUAUGAUGCAUAUGGUACACUUGAUGAACUUCAAUCUUUUACAGCUGCACUUGAAAGGUUUAGUAUGGAUGCUACUGAUGAGCUACCGGAAUACAUGAAAGUUCUUUAUAAGGCUAUCUUCAAUCACUUUAAAGAAACAGAGAAUAAUGGCAAUGAAGGAAGCUCUUACAAAACCUCUUUUGCUAGGGAGAUGUUGAAGGAACUGACAAGAGGUUACCUAACCGAGUUUUAUGUCUUACAGGAAGAGCAAGAAAGAGGAGAUUGUCCUUCAGUCGUAGAGUGUUAUAUGAAUGAAUAUGGUACCACCAAAGAAGAGGCGGUUAAACAUAUUGAAAAACUGUGUAUAAAUGCAUGGAAGGACAUAAACGAGGAAAUGUUGAAGCCAAGUCGUGUCUCAAAGAUUGUGCUCAAAUAUUUUCUCAAUUUUGCACGCAUGUCAGAAUUUCUAUACAAAUUCAAGACUGAUCCCUUUACUAACCCUUCACUUUUAAAAGAUCAUGUCUUAGCAUUGCUCAUUGACCCACUGCCAGUCUAA
Molecule: messenger RNA, 1585 nt
Organism: Jatropha curcas
Lineage: Eukaryota; Viridiplantae; Streptophyta; Magnoliopsida; Malpighiales; Euphorbiaceae
Source: RefSeq, a predicted model, not a curated record